CUCUCUCAUGCAAUGCUUCAAUGGAAACCACUUGGCACCCAAAAAGAAAUUGAGACUCUCAAAUCUCAAUCCUAAAAUACACUGACACACACAUAAAGCUUUCUCCUCUUCCUUCUUUUUUUCUCUGAAUUCUAAGUUUCUAACUUCAAACACUUCCCUAUUUAACUUCCCAACGCCAUUUCCAUUUUUUCCCCAAUGAUCUAUUAAAUUAAAAAUAAAAAGAAUGAUUUUUUAAGAAAAAAAUAAAGAAAAAACGAAGAAAAAGAGAGACCCAAUAUAGGUUUUUGAUUGGGUCCGGAGCUGGUCCGGGCCCCCUCCGUAAUCGGCGGCGCCACCGUGUUUGCCACCGUCAAUGCCCAAUUAGGGUUUUUGUUCUUCAUUUCUUUGUUGUAAAUCGGAGGAUUUUCGUUCAAAAUUGUUUGGAAUUGUGAUGGGUUCGAAACCGUGGCUCUACCCUGCUCCUACGUAUCGGCCAUUAGAGACGUUUUGGGACACUGAUGAAGACGCGCCGGGGCCACGAUGCGGCCACACACUCACCGCCGUCGCCGCCACCAAAUCUCACGGACCAAGGCUCAUCCUUUUCGGCGGCGCCACCGCCAUCGAGGGAGGAUCUUCCUCAGCUCCCGGAAUCAGGUUAGCUGGAGUUACCAAUUCGGUUCAUUCGUAUGAUGUUCUAACGAGAAAAUGGAGUAGUCUUAAACCUGCCGGAGAGCCUCCAUCUCCUCGGGCAGCUCAUGCUGCUGCCGCCGUUGGUACUAUGGUUGUUUUUCAGGGUGGCAUAGGGCCUGCUGGGCAUUCUACUGAUGAUCUCUAUGUGCUUGACAUGACCAAUGAUAAAUUCAAAUGGCACAGAGUUGUUGUACAAGGGCAAGGACCUGGGCCUCGCUAUGGCCAUGUAAUGGAUUUGGUUGCUCAGAGAUAUCUUGUUACUGUCAGCGGAAAUGAUGGGAAAAGAGUUGUUUCUGAUGCUUGGGCUUUGGAUACGGCACAAAAACCUUACAUGUGGCAGAAGCUGAACCCAGAAGGCGAUAGACCUUCUGCUAGAAUGUAUGCUACUGCUAGUGCUCGUUCAGAUGGAAUGUUUUUGCUUUGUGGUGGAAGAGACUCUUCUGGAGCGCCACUAGCAGAUGCAUAUGGACUGCUCAUGCAUAGGAAUGGCCAGUGGGAAUGGACACUCGCACCUGGAGUUUCCCCUUCACCAAGGUAUCAACAUGCUGCGGUUUUUGUUGGUGCACGAUUGCACGUUACAGGAGGCGUUCUCAAAGGUGGACGGGCUGUAGAAGGUGAAGCAGCCAUUGCAGUACUCGACACAGCGGCUGGGGUUUGGUUGGAUAGAAAUGGCAUUGUGGCCUCGUCACGCCCAAACAAAGGUCAUGAUUAUGACCCUCCUUUGGAUCUUUUGCGUCGUUGUCGCCAUGCAGCAGCGGCUGUUGGUGUUCGUAUAUACAUCUAUGGUGGUCUUAGAGGAGAUUCACUACUAGAUGAUUUAUUAGUGGCAGAAAAUUCACCCUUUCAAUCUGACACUAAUUCUCCUGUGUUAACAUCUGAGAGAACUUCACCUAUUUCAAGCCCCAAAUUCGGCCAGUCUAAUGUAAAUUAUAGCGUAACAACACCAAGUUCAGAUUCUGGGCCAGAUGUUCCCUCAUCUGGCGGCUUAGGAAUGGACAGAAACUCCAUGGAGAAGCUUAGGGAAGCAUCAGCUGCAGAAGCUGAGGUAGCGAAUGCAGUCUGGCAAGCUGUGCAGGCGUCAAAUAGUCCUGCUGAAGAAACAUCGCUAUCAGAUGACAACUCACAAGCUGCAGAAACAGUUUCAGAUGGCAGUGACACAGAAGGCGAUGUUCGCCUUCAUCCCAGAGCGGUUGUAGUUGCUAAAGAGGCCGUAGGUAACCUAGGUGGAAUGGUGAGACAGCUAUCGCUGGAUCAAUUUGAAAAUGAAAGCAGACGCAUGGUUCCUGUAAAUAAUGAUACACCAUAUCCUACCAAAAAAUUCACUAGGCAGAAAUCCCCUCAGGGAUUACAUAAAAAGAUAAUUUCGAAUUUGCUUAGGCCACGCAACUGGAAAGCACCUGCAAACAGACGAUUCUUCUUGGAUUCUUAUGAAGUCGGUGAAUUAUGCUAUGCUGCCGAGCAAAUAUUUAUGCAAGAACCAACUGUUCUUCAGUUAAAAGCUCCUAUCAAAGUAUUUGGUGAUCUUCAUGGUCAGUUUGGUGAUUUGAUGCGACUAUUUGAUGAAUAUGGAUUUCCUUCAACUGCGGGAGACAUCACGUAUAUUGACUACCUGUUUUUGGGAGAUUAUGUUGAUAGAGGACAGCACAGCUUGGAAACCAUUACCUUGCUGCUUGCGCUUAAGAUUGAGUAUCCUGAGAAUGUUCACCUGAUACGUGGUAACCAUGAAGCUGCCGACAUAAAUGCACUAUUUGGUUUUCGUAUUGAGUGUAUUGAAAGGAUGGGGGAAAAUGAUGGAAUCUGGGCAUGGACGAGGUUCAAUCAACUUUUCAACUAUCUUCCACUUGCAGCUCUUAUUGAAAAGAAAAUUAUCUGUAUGCAUGGUGGCAUUGGAAGGUCUAUCAAUUCUGUAGAACAGAUAGAGAAGCUUGAAAGGCCCAUAACAAUGGAUGCAGGAUCUAUUAUUUUGAUGGACCUUCUGUGGUCCGAUCCUACAGAAAAUGAUAGUGUAGAGGGUUUGAGACCAAAUGCCAGAGGACCAGGCCUUGUCACUUUUGGGCCUGACCGUGUAACCGAGUUCUGCAAGAAAAAUAAACUACAGCUAAUUAUAAGGGCCCAUGAAUGUGUCAUGGAUGGCUUUGAACGAUUCGCACAGGGACAAUUGAUUACGCUUUUUUCUGCAACUAACUAUUGUGGAACGGCAAACAAUGCUGGUGCCAUACUGGUCGUUGGCCGUGGCUUGGUAGUGGUUCCAAAAUUGAUCCACCCCCUACCGCCACCCCUUCAGUCUCCAGAGACAUCUCCUGAGCGCGUCAUGGAUGAAACAUGGAUGCAGGAACUUAAUAUUCAGAGGCCACCAACUCCGACACGCGGUCGACCACAGCCAGACCUUGACCGCGGCUCGCUAGCAUACAUAUGAUGUAUAGUUCAUGACAUGGAGUUCAGCAGAAUUUGAGGCUAGCCACCCCCUAAUGUUGUGUUCUUUGUAUCCGCCAAUGUUGAAAGAACAAAGACAUAUUUUGUACUGUUUCUGAAAUAGUUGCAGCAAGUAAGGAAGUUCUUGUUUUCAGUGUACAAAUAGCUUUGAGAGAGGUUGGAGAGUUUUGUGAUAGCAAAUUAGUGAAAUGGGUGAUUUAAUUUAUCUUUUUAUGGAGGUGUUGAAUUUGUAAGGAAUGUGACAUGUAUAAAGUGGAAGAGAUGUUAGUAACUAAUCUUCUACCACCCUCAACUUAGGAUGUGACUUAGGGAGGGAAUAUAGUUGCUCAGCGUGUAUAUUGUAUCAUAAAAAAUGUCAAGGAAUAUAUAAUUCUUCUUUUAUAUAAAAUGUUUAUAACAUUUUGAUUUUGUUCAA
This is a messenger RNA of Arachis stenosperma, 3517 nucleotides long. RefSeq names its product serine/threonine-protein phosphatase BSL1. The coding region runs from base 431 to 3085 and encodes 884 amino acids. The transcript is spliced from 21 exons. Gene Ontology annotation, molecular function: protein binding; phosphoprotein phosphatase activity. The record is from RefSeq and is a predicted model, not a curated record. Gene Ontology annotation, biological process: brassinosteroid mediated signaling pathway. NCBI's taxonomy places the organism in Eukaryota, Viridiplantae, Streptophyta, Magnoliopsida, Fabales, Fabaceae.